Molecule: messenger RNA, 1908 nt
Organism: Mytilus californianus (California mussel)
Lineage: Eukaryota; Metazoa; Mollusca; Bivalvia; Mytilida; Mytilidae
Product: alpha-ketoglutarate-dependent taurine dioxygenase-like
Exons: 4
Coding region: 179-1009 (276 amino acids)
Molecular function (GO): oxidoreductase activity
Source: RefSeq, a predicted model, not a curated record
UUCCUAAUGUAAAUAGUGUAUAUAAUGUUGUGGUGUUAUGAUUGUUAAUUUUCAUUAUUUUUUGGUGGUGGAACUGUUCGACAUACGAAAGUAUGGUUACCCUAUAUAGGGUGUAAAGAUCCAGAGAAGAAGAUGAAGGUCAUCAUUUUUGUAAACACUCUUUAGAAAGGAGGUAAUUAUGGUAUAUAGGUCUGCACACAGGUUCUUGAAAAUGAAAGAACUCGGGAAAGUAGUAACUGACAUAAACUUAAACGGUUCUGUUCCAGAAAACGUCAUUGAGCAGAUCAAGAACAAUGUCCAUCAACACAGACUAGUGAUCUUUAAAAAUCAAAGCAAGAUAAGUGGUGACAGACAAGUUGAGAUCAGUAAAUGGUUCGGUAAUUUGGAGUCUACUUUUUAUAAACAUCCUCGUUCACCGCAUCCCGAUGUCUUCAGAGUAUCGAAUGACGAAGACGAAGGUUGUACACACGUAGGUCGGACAGGAUGGCAUAUUGAUGGAAGUUUUAUGAAGAAACCGUUCGGUUACUCAUUGUAUUAUAUGUUCUCUGUUCCAAUAAAAGGAGACACGGCUUUUAUACCCCUGAACGAUUUGAUCAACAGUUUAACACCAGAGGUAGCAGCAAGAUGGGAAAGAUUAUGGAUGGUGUCAGAUAGAAGAGAUGGUGUCGUUCAUCCUUUGAUAUAUCCUCAUCCCAUCACAGGGUUAAAGACAUUAUGUUUUCAUUUAGGAAUGUCAACAGCUUUUGUAUGGGAUUUAGGGUCUGACAAAGAAAGAAUGACAGAAAGGCCCGAAACUGUGAAGAUAAUAAAGGAAAUAUACCAAGAAAUUGUCAAAGAUGAUAGAAGACUCAUAUAUUCUCACAAGUGGGAAGAAGGUGACUUCAUUAUAUCAGACAAUUUAGCAGUUGGCCAUGAAGCCUCCGAGGAAACACAGUAUUCCAGAAAUAAAGUAGGAUUGAGAAUAUUACAUAGGACUACUAUUGAAGGAAAACAUGAACCUCACAAAUGAAACAAAACAAUAUGUUUAAAUAGACAUUAAUUUUUAAAAAUCAAUUUAUAUGAAUGUAUGUUAGCUUGAAGCUUGGACUUUCAUUUGUAACAUGUAUGGUAAAGGAAUUAAUGAAUGUACAUAACUAUUGUUAUGUCGGUCCAAAUUCUACUGAAGCUCAAGGAGAACAGUAUUAUCGUUAUUACAACAUAUCAAACAAAUACAACUGUCAUAUUUUUUUUGUAUUUUUUUUAAUUGUAUAGUACAGCAUUGUUGUGUCAUAAAACUAGUAAUAUUUUUUUUUUUUUUACCUAUUUCAGUUUAAAGACAAAAUCACCACACUACUUCAAAAUUAUCCUCAUUAUUUAUGUACAAUGUUCGUUUGUUUCAUUACUUGCUAUUUUAUAUUUAAAGCAUGAAGAAAUUAAUUUUGAAAGUGGAAACAAUACACUAUCCAGACUAGAGAUUAAGUUAUUGACCACUAUAGGAUUAUAAUAUUAUCAUCUUAGUGAUGAUAGCUACUGUUCACUCAAUUUUUCAUAGAUUUAAAAAAAUCAUAUCCACAUAACCCUUGCAAUAAAUUCAAAAUGAUUCCUGGUUAAUUAAUGUAAAGUAUAUUUUUAACAUGUAAUCUUUCAUUGUUCUGCAAGUAAGCUAUAUUUCCAAACAAAUUCCUUAAAAUUAAUCUUUUCCUGUAAUUGUUGAGGUAUUUACCGUGUGAUGUAAGUUUUCUUUUUUAUACAUUUUUUUUAGUAUCACUUUAAUACAAAGCUAUUCCUUUUGAAUUCUUGCAAUUAUCUUUUAAAUGAAGGCAAUUUUCAAUUUGGGACUACCCCGGUAUGUUGAUUUUACCAACUGGUCAACUUUUUUGUUUUGUUAUGUUUUUUUUUUUAAAUGAAAAUAAAACUUUUAAAAGGUUA